UCUCAUCAUAUCCAUAAACCAGUUCUCCAAUGGCUGCUGCUGCUGCAUCUUCUCUUCUUUUCUUCUCUUCUCCAUCAUCGUCAUCGUCAUCAUCUUCCACCUCUCUCACUCCUCCCUCACGCCUCUCUCUCUCCUCCACCUUCUCCAUCUCCCCUUCUCUUCACUCUAUAUCAUCAGCAUCAAAGAAUUCAACUUUCCGGCGGGCCAGCGCCGCUCCGGCGGGGGCUGUCAUCAUCAAGGCCGAGAAGAAGAAUGUGCUUAUAGUUAACACCGACAGCGGAGGCCACGCCAUUAUCGGCUUCUACUUCGCCAAGGACCUUCUGGCCUCCGGCCAUGGUGUCACCAUCAUGACUGUUGGCCAAGAAAGCUCGGACAAGAUGAAGAAGCCCCCUUUUAACAGAUUUUCAGAAAUAGUGAAUGCAGGAGGGAAGACAGUGUGGGGAGAGCCAGCAGAUGUCGGGAAGGUAUUGGAGGGUGCUUCAUUUGAUGUGGUGCUCGACAACAAUGGCAAAGAUUUGGAGGCCGUCAGGCCUGUGGCGGAUUGGGCAAAGGGAUCUGGGGUGAAGCAAUUUAUGUUCAUCAGCAGUGCCGGGAUUUACAAACCAACAGACGAACCGCCACACCUCGAAGGGGAUGCCGUCAAAGCAGACGCCGGCCAUGUGGGAGUGGAGAAAUACAUCUCAGAGAUCUUCGACAACUGGACAUCGUUCCGCCCUCAGUACAUGAUUGGCUCUGGCAACAACAAAGAUUGCGAGGAAUGGUUCUUUGAUCGGAUAGUUCGAGGCAGGCCGGUGCCCAUUCCCGGGUCCGGGAUGCAACUAACCAACAUAGCCCAUGUCCGGGACUUGUCAUCGAUGCUGAUCUUGGGGGUUGAAAAGCCAGACGCUGCAGGGGGCCGGAUCUUCAACUGUGUGAGCGAUCGGGCUGUGACGCUCGACGGCAUGGCCAAAUAUUGUGCCAAAGCUGCAGGACUACCUGUUGAGAUAGUGCAUUAUGAUCCAAAAGCAGUCGGAGUUGACUCAAAGAAAGCCUUCCCCUUCCGCAACAUGCAUUUCUAUGCAGAGCCAAGAGCUGCAAAGGAGAUUCUGGAAUGGAGUGGAACCACGAAUCUUCCCGAGGAUCUGAAGGAGAGAUUCGAGGAGUAUGUCAAGAUUGGUAGAGAUAAGAAAGACAUCAAAUUUGAGAUAGAUGACAAGAUCCUAGCAGCGCUAAAAGUGGCUGUAGCGGCAUGACUAUAGUUUUGAGCAAAGAAAUUUUGCUAUUUCGAUAUAUCCUCAGGAACGAUAACUAAAUCCCAACCAGUUGAUGUAUUAUUCUUUUCUUUUAAGCUUAAUAGCAACAAACUUUAAAGAUCAUUUUUAAUGGCAAAAGGACACAAUUUUUCUCUA
Messenger RNA from Andrographis paniculata, 1388 nucleotides. RefSeq names its product chloroplast stem-loop binding protein of 41 kDa a, chloroplastic. The coding region runs from base 30 to 1232 and encodes 400 amino acids. Gene Ontology annotation, cellular component: cytosol. Lineage: Eukaryota; Viridiplantae; Streptophyta; Magnoliopsida; Lamiales; Acanthaceae. Gene Ontology annotation, biological process: rRNA processing. The transcript is spliced from 6 exons. The record is from RefSeq and is a predicted model, not a curated record. Gene Ontology annotation, molecular function: RNA binding.